AUGACUGUACGAUCUUUCAGCUCCUUCACCUUACUCGAGGCCGAAGAUCUCCUCUACGAUGAAGAUGCCUUAUUCUCUGUCUCGACGCCUACCCUGUCUGCCUUGGACAGCGCACUCUCCUUUAAUGAUGUCGUUCCUUUUCCCUCUGACCGCAAACCCCUCAUAUUCACGAAUCUCACUACUGCUCCAAUAUUCGCGUCGGAACCGGCUCCCUUCGGGAGUUCAUUAGAAUACUCUGAGAGGGCUACUAUCACCGUGCCGACAGGACCGCGCUUGAGGACCAUGCUCUUGGAACCCAUCUGCGUCAGCAAAUGGGCGGCUACUCUACGUGCCUACCCACCUCCGAACCAUGUGCCAUGGCAAGACAGUGAUCUCAAGGAAGAGGUAGACUUCGUUCCCGCGCCCUGGAUCGCCGAAGGGUCGAUCUUGCCACGUGAAGCUUUGAAGGCCAUGCUACGCAGCCGUCGUGGCCAGGUGUCCGUUUCACUGUCCAUCACUGUGAACGACGAGCUAGUGCCUUCUUCGCCCGACUUCGGUGUCGAGUGUUCCGUUACUAUGGGCAUCUCAAUGGCGGACUUGCAGAGCGACCCGGGCACAGACGGAGGCACGGUCGAGUCCUUCAAGUUACCAGUGCCCACAAUCAUGGUCUCCAAUUCAACCGCGAUUCUACCUCUUUCCUUGGAAUCGUCGCAGAGUCUUGCGUACGACGUCCCUCUAGCUGUUCGCAGGGGAAAGAAGGUGCCCCCUCCCCUAACGCUGAGCACGGUCAACAUCAGGAAACCCAAGCAAGAACUAGAUGCGUAUCCUGGCAUACCAUCGCCCUUCCUGGGCUCUCCUUCGUCUUCUAGUCCGACCUUUGAAUUCUCUGUCAACCCCACUGCGUUCUCUAUGGGUCUCGAGGCUAUGUGCGCCGACCUAAGAUCUCGCUGUCCGGACUUCAACUUGUCUCCACCCAUCAACCCGGAACAUUCGCAGGGCCGCUGGCGCACGGUGCUUUGCUCGCAGCCUUCCGUGACGACACCGACUACUGAAGAUGACGAGUGGGCGUUCGCUAAGGACCUCUUAGAUCAGUAUAUCUGCGAUGCUCGCCUACCUAGCGGCAAAAACUCUCCCCAAUCUGUGCUUCAUAUAAAUGACACAGAACUCUCUGCCGAGGUCGACUCAUUCUCCUGGGCUUCUUCGGCGACAUUCGUUAACUCAGUUGGCUCGCCGGCACCGGAGGCAACGCCUGAAACCUCGAAGCAGCAGAGGCGCAAGACUGUGAUCAUCGAGACGCCGGAUCACAGGCCACAGUUGCACCGAGCCGAAGACUCAGUGCAGGCCGACGAGUCGCUUCAGAGCGACGAACUCGAUGAGCACGAGCCUGUUCCCUUCGAGAGCCCCUCCGACGCUAUCUUCUCAUGUUCACAGUGCCGGCACUCCACACCGCCGCAGUCCCGCCCUGCAAGCAGCACAACACUGCGCCCUGUCCGCGGGAUCCUCAAGGAGAAAAAGACCGUCCGCUUCUCCGUCGUCCACAACCGCCACGAGCACUCGUCCGAUCAGCACAUCAACCCCGUCGCUACCGAGCCCGUCUCACCCAUCUCACCAAUCGCUUGGCGGUCUGUCCUGCGCCAGGGCUCUCCUCUUCGGCAGUCCUACUCUCCAGCUUCAGAUACUGCAGCGGUGUCGCUGCCCGCAAAGGGGGCUCGCGCCGGGCUCCCGAAGCACCCUGUGGUGCGCGCAAUUCCAAGAAGCGCAUCCAGGCGCGGGACGUGCCCCAGCCCACAGACGCCGACGCCGGCACUGCUUGCGGAUCAGCGGCGCGCACCGCUGCGCUCCAUCAACAUGCGGCAGAGUCUCCCCGCAAAGAGGAGCUCGCAGGCCGUGUCCGGAAUGGCCUACCAGGGCGCGCGCCCUGGUGUCGCAAAGCAGGACAUCGGAAAGCCCAAGAGGUUGUUGAAGACGGCGUCCACGCCCGUUCCUGCUGUUGCGAGGCAGGAUGAGAAUACCCCGCCUCGCCCGAGCCGCAUGCCUGUGCCAUUCCGCACCAUAUUGACGAGGUUCAGGCCGUAG
Molecule: messenger RNA, 2055 nt
Organism: Sparassis crispa
Lineage: Eukaryota; Fungi; Basidiomycota; Agaricomycetes; Polyporales; Sparassidaceae
Exons: 2
Coding region: 1-2055 (684 amino acids)
Source: RefSeq, a predicted model, not a curated record